AUCUCACGAGCAGUAGCUGCACUACAGAGUGUCAGAGUACAACUAGUACAAACUACAAGUGUAGUCGUUCGCUAGUUCACUACCAGCAGUCUCAGAGUCACCUUCUGAUCACCACUACCGUGUUCGUCAGUUCUCUGAUCUUAAGACCGUCUACACGAUUUUAUCGUCAGAAAACCGUUGCGCCAUGACAUCGCCGUCGUCCGAGCAGCAGCUGCAGGGCGUCCCUUUGGUUCAAAAAUUUAACGCCCAGGCAUUAGAAUUAAAUUUUUCAUUAGAGCAAAAAUGGAAAAAUUUCAAAAAAGAAUAUGAAGAAUUAUAUACAUGCUUGGAAGAAUUUCCUAAACAUUUGUCUGUUCCAAUAUUGAUGCCACUUGGAUCAAAAGUAUUUGUACGUGCCCAAAUAUGUAAUACUAAUGAAGUAUUUAUUAGAUACAAUGAAAUUUUUACUAAACAGAGUGCUUAUGAUGCUAAAAGUGCUUGCAAAAGGCAAAUCAAUAGGUGUAAUGAUAUGCUUGAAAAUUUAAGAAAAGAAAAAGAAUUGUUCAUGGACAAUAUUAGUGCUAGACAGGAAGUUGUUAAUGUUUCAGAAAAAUUAGUAGAAAUAAAUGAACCCUAUGAUGAAGCAGAAGAGGCAGCCUGGAAUGAAAUACAUAGGCAGAAGGUAAAAGAAUAUAAGAAACGUUUAGCUGAGGAAAAACACCAACAGGAAUUAGAGCAACGUCAAAAAAUAUUAAAUGAAUUCAAAUCGGUAGGAUUUGAUGACAAACUUAAAGCAUUGGAAAGACCAACAUUGUUUACUGCAUCUAAAGUACAUUAUGCAAUUAUGAAUGGAGAAGACAUUAGUGGCUGUCUUUCAAAUGAAAAUUGUAUUGAUAUGGAUGACGAUGAUGACGAUGAUGAUGACAUGGAUGAUGAUGAUGAUGAUGAUGAUGAUGACGACAAUGAUGAUGACGUUGAUGAUGAAGAUGACGAUGAAGAUGAAGAUAGUAAAUUAGAAAUUGUUUUCACAAAUGAUAUACCUGAAACUACCAGAGUCUUAAAAAAAAAGAAUAAAAAGCAAGUAUCAUUUAAUAAUGAUAUUCAAAUUAAAGAAUUUGUACCAAGACCUGAAGAACAUUUCAUUCGCCGAAGAAAAGAAACCAUAACUGAUGAAUCUAUCAGACCAGAAAUAAUUCUUACCGAAAUAGAUGACAUUGUGGAAAGAGUAUCCGAUGUAUCUCUGGAUAAUGAAACUGAUAACCAAGAAGAAAAUACAAGGCCUGUUAGUAGAUUUAAAUCCAAUCGAAAUAGAUAGGAGUAAUAAAAAUAAAUAUCAAAUGUGUAUACAUACAUAUUGUUUUUAUUUGGUUAAUUUAAGCAGCUAAUAAAGCUAUUGUAUACAUCAUAAUAUAUUUGUAUAUAAAUGAUAAAUAUUUAAAUUAAAUUAUUAAAAGUGUAUAAAUUAAAA
Melanaphis sacchari is the source of this 1447-nucleotide messenger RNA. Its product is annotated as unconventional prefoldin RPB5 interactor-like protein. Gene Ontology annotation, biological process: negative regulation of phosphatase activity; negative regulation of transcription by RNA polymerase II. Gene Ontology annotation, molecular function: chromatin binding; phosphatase inhibitor activity; transcription corepressor activity. The record is from RefSeq and is a predicted model, not a curated record. Lineage: Eukaryota; Metazoa; Arthropoda; Insecta; Hemiptera; Aphididae. The transcript is spliced from 6 exons. Bases 185 to 1294 code for a protein of 369 amino acids.